Messenger RNA from Girardinichthys multiradiatus, 2409 nucleotides. RefSeq names its product EPS8-like 3a (gene eps8l3a). Gene Ontology annotation, molecular function: actin binding. NCBI's taxonomy places the organism in Eukaryota, Metazoa, Chordata, Actinopteri, Cyprinodontiformes, Goodeidae. The record is from RefSeq and is a predicted model, not a curated record. Bases 167 to 2023 code for a protein of 618 amino acids. Gene Ontology annotation, biological process: Rho protein signal transduction; regulation of Rho protein signal transduction; positive regulation of ruffle assembly. Gene Ontology annotation, cellular component: plasma membrane; ruffle membrane; vesicle. The transcript has 20 exons.
UGAACUUUGUCCCCUUCCUUCAUAAGUAAGCUUUGACUCCACACUGUCGAAGUGAAGGAUUAAAAUGUGAACCGAAGCUGUAGCGCUGCUACUAAACUACCGUAGCUAUUACAAGAGGAAAACACCAAGAUUCAGCUGGCGAACAUUAAAGCUGUGUUAGGACAGGAUGUUCAGGAGCAACAGCCCGUAUGGCUCUGAGACCAGCAGCUACAUUUCCAUUCAGUCCAAUGGCUUUUCCACCGCGGAUGAGACUUCAUCCCAAAUAUCAAACAUCUCGAGACCCAGUGCAAAGUCACUUUACUUGCAGAGGCUGCAGUAUGCAGCGUCAGUGAACAAGACAAUGGAAAAAACAGAGUACAAAGUAGAGCACUUGUUUACUUGUGACCUAAACGGGAAGGAUCUCAAAAACAUCAAAGACUGUGUGGAGCGUCUGAAGGUUGUGGAUCAUACUAGUCGUAUUUGGGGUCAGGACAUGAUGCUGGAGGUUCGAGGUACCAAUCUGCUGCUCAUAGACUUUGAAACCAAGGAGGAGCUGGAGUCAUUUUCUCCUAGUGAAGUGAAGGGGAUGGAGGCCUUGCUGGACUCUCAGGUGUUUGACUCUCUGCUCAUCAUGUCCAUCCGGCACAGGACAAAAAACGUCACCACCGUCUUCCUGUUCCAGUGUGACGAUGUCAGGGCUGAUUAUGUUAAAAAGGAUUUAACACGAGCUCUGUCGCAGAAAAAUGAGGGUUCACACUUCAGCAAUGGCCAUGUUGAUGGUGGGCCUGAAAGAGUGAGAGAGUCCUAUAAGCCUGCAGAGCAGAAACCUGUACGCAACUCUGUGCCACCGUGGACUGCAGCUGACAACGCUGAGGACAAUUUUCCUGAGCCUGAACUGCAUCUGCGUAGGUACAGGGAGGGAGAGGAUGUCAAGCCACCAAUGCCUACAGCUCCUUUACUUCCCUCUCGGCCAUACACAGAACUGAACAGGAAUGUGGACAUUUUAAAUCAUAUCAUAACUGACAUCGAGAUCUUCAUGGGAAAAAUAGCAGCAAUAGAUGCCAAAAAUGGAAAUAAAAAGAAGAAAAAGAAAAAAGGAAAAGGUGUGGAUGGGAUGCCGCCUGAGCAGGAGUUUACAGACUGCCUCCAUAAAAUCAAAUCUGGCUUCAACCUUCUGGGAGAGCUUAACGGAAAGAUCAAUAAUCCCGCUGCUUCUGACUUUGUCCACUCUUUGUUCUCUACAUUAGCAUUCGUAUGCUCUCACUGCUCGGAAGCACUGCCUCAGUCCAUCAUUGCCCCGCUGCUCACUCCUCAGUGUAUCCGUCUCCUAAGUGAAGAGGCAUCCUCAGAGGAGGACGAGCUGUGGCAGUCUCUAGGAGACCCCUGGAACAUCCCCAGUACCAAAUGGCCAGAGGAGGAUGAGGACAUCCCGACGUACACCCUGCAGUUCUUUGACGGUUGGCAGCCCCCUGAAGUGACCGCAGAGCCUCCACCAAGAGCACCAGAGAGCAGACAGGAGAGUCCAUGGCCUUUACCAAGCCAUCAGCCUCCAAAAUCAGCUGGACAAAACACACAGCAGUCGAGUUAUGCCAAGUGGAAAAGACCAGAAGAACGACAAAAACCACGCCCUGUUGAGGUAAAAUUAUGCGACAUGUGUGUCAUGUAUGACUUCAUAUCCAGAAACCAAAGAGAACUCACUGUCACUAAAGGAGAAGUAGUUGAGCUCCUGGACAAGUCGAAGCAGUGGUGGAAAGUGAGGAACAACAGAGGGGAGGAAGGUUACGUACCACACAACGUCCUGGACGAUGGUGACAGUCAGUCUUAUGAGGAAAUUCAAGCAUCUCCUGUCCUGACAAGGAAAUCUAAACCAGCAGAGGUGAAAGCCUGGCUCGAACACAUGGAAUUCAACCAAAUCACUGUGCGCUGCCUGGGCGUCCUGAGCGGCUCCAUGCUGCUAGGGAUGAGCCGAGAAGAGCUGAAGUCGGUGUGCCCAGAGGAAGGAGGACGUGUCUACCUACAGUUACAGGCAGUCAAAUCCACCUAGGCAGAUGCAAGUUAAAGACUCGUCACAACCAGCAAAGAAGACGAAAACUUAUUAGAUACUGUAAAAUGUAAGUUAAUAAGAGGCAAUCGGCAGAAUAAUAAAGGUUUAUAUUGACAUGUAAACACACUGAAGUCACUUUGUGAAUCUGGCACAUGUGUGAAUUAUAUAUAUAUAUAUAUAUAUAUAUAUAUAUCACUACUAUUUUUAAGUCAGAAUGUAAUCCCAUUAAAACCUUAUAUGAUAAACUGUGUAUGAAGUUGUAUAACUUAAUAACAAGCUUAUACUGCAGCAAAACUGCAAAUAAUCACUGAAGUCUACCUUGUUUUGUUUGUGAUCUUUGUGUAACUUAUAAAUUAAAGUAAGAAUCUGGAACAUGUGUGAAUUAA